Messenger RNA from Canis lupus familiaris (dog), 6384 nucleotides. It is a transcript of the gene ZNF699, whose product is annotated as zinc finger protein 699. Gene Ontology annotation, biological process: regulation of DNA-templated transcription. Lineage: Eukaryota; Metazoa; Chordata; Mammalia; Carnivora; Canidae. The transcript has 6 exons. The record is from RefSeq and is a predicted model, not a curated record. The coding region runs from base 586 to 2493 and encodes 635 amino acids.
GCGAGCUGACGGCCAUAGCGCCUCGGUCCCCCACUCGCCGCUGGGGCAGAUUUUCUGCCUCAGUCGGCGUCCUUCCCGGCUCAGACCCUCUAGCCCCGGGUCUGGCGUGCGGGAGGGGGAUAGGUCGUCAUUCGGAGGACGGCCGCUCGGGCCGUGCCUCCCGCCCCCGCCGGAACCCAGCGCGGGGGGCCUCCCGCGGCCGCGGCUCGGCCCAAACUCCCCGAAUCAGGAGCUCUGGGCUGCGUGCAGCAGCCGGGGUGAGUCGGCUGCCGGCUAGAGUUAGACACCCACCCUCCUAUGUACUGGGCCUUCCAAAGCAUCCCAGGCCGCCUUUUCAGAAAGUAAAGCAUCCCCGCCAUUCCGUGGCCGGGCAGGCGCCUCCACCUCGUCCGUCCGCUGGUCAGGGGAUUUCGGUGUGUUGGGUGAGCACCGGGUGACGUUGGCCUCAGCUCGGUUCCCGGCUCCCCUCCUGGUGCAGGAGAUACUUCAUCAUUGAAUUUUACCCUGCCUGUGGGCAACAGUUUGAUACAUUAUAUUCAGCUCUAACUAACUUCUCAGUGCUCUGACUUUCUUCAUGAAGGGAACAUGGAAGAAGAAAGAAAUGCUGCUGAAUUACAGAAAAAUAUGACACAGGACUCUGUGGUCUUUGAGGAUGUGGCUGUGGACUUCACCCAGGAGGAGUGGGCUUUGCUGGAUCUUGCUCAGAGAAGCCUCUACAGAGAUGUGAUGCUGGAAAACUUUCAGAACCUGGCCUCACUAGGAUAUCCACUGCACACACCAUAUCUGAUCUCCCAAUGGAAACAAGAGGAGGACCUGGAGACAGUAGAACAAGGACUUAUCCAGGGGAAGCACCAGGAAGGUUUUAAGAUUCAACUUAAAACUAAUGAAUCAGCACAAGAUAUUUAUGAACAAAAAAUAUCCAGUGAACAGAAAAUAGUAAGAUUCAAAAGGAAUGAUUCUUGGUCAUCCAUUUUACACCAAAACUGGGAAUACCAUGAUACUUAUUAUCAGAACAAAAGCCAUGAGAGACAUUUGAGAAGUCCAGUGGAGCACAUCUUUGAAUGUAACGAAGAAAAUCAGUGUGAACAAGCCUUUGGCCAAAUUUCACGUCUUAACAUAGACAAGGGAACUACUGAAGUAAAGUCCUAUGAAUGCCAUGAGUGUCAAAAGGCCUUCACGGAUCAUUUAUCCCUUAAGAAUCACAUCAGGUCUCACACUGGCAGCAAACCCUAUCAGUGUAAAGAAUGUGGGAAAGCUUUCCAUUUUCUUGCUUGUUUUAAGAAGCAUGUGAAAAAUCCCACUGAAGGGAAACCCUAUGAAUGUAAAGAAUGUACAAAAGCCUUUGGUUGUUCUUCCUUCUUUAGGGCACAUAUGAAGAUUCACACUGGAAAGACGAGCUAUGAAUGUAAGGAAUGUGGGAAAACCUUUAGCUGUUCUUCAUCCCUGACAGAACAUAAAAGGAUUCACAGUGGCGAUAAGCCUUAUGAGUGUAGGGAAUGUGGGAAGGCAUUUAGUUGUUCCUCUUCACUCUCCAAACACAAAAGGAUUCACAGUGGAGAUAAGCCAUAUGAAUGUAAGGAAUGUGGGAAGGCCUUUAGUUCUUCUUCUCACCUUAUAAUACAUAUAAGAAUUCAUACUGGAGAGAAGCCUUACGAAUGUAAAGAGUGUGGGAAAGCAUUCAGUGAGUCCUCAAAACUCACUGUACAUGUCAGAACACACACAGGACAGAAACCCUAUAAAUGUAAGGAAUGUGGGAAAGCCUACAAUUGUCCCUCCUCCUUAAGUAUCCAUAUGAGAAAACACACUGGAGAGAAACCCUAUGAAUGUCUGGAAUGUGGAAAGGCCUUCUAUCUUCCCACUUCCCUUAACACGCAUGUGAAAAAUCAAAGUAGAGAGAAACCCUAUGAAUGUAAAGAAUGUGGAAAAGCCUUUAGUUGUCCCUCAUCCUUCAGAGCACAUGUGAGAGAUCACACUGGAAAGAUACAAUAUGAAUGUAAGGAAUGUGGGAAAGCCUUUAGCCGUUCCUCAUCCCUCACUGAACACUUAAGAACUCACAGCGGAGAGAAGCCUUAUGAAUGUAAAGAAUGUGGGAAGGCCUUCAUUAGUUCCUCCCACCUUACAGUACAUAUAAGAACUCACACUGGAGAGAAACCUUAUGAAUGUAAGAAAUGUGGAAAAGCCUUUAUUUAUCCCUCAGCUCUUAGGAUCCACAUGAGAACACAUACUGGAGAGAAACCCUAUGAAUGUAAGGAAUGUGGAAAAGCCUUUCGCCAUUCUUCAUACCUUACUGUCCAUGCAAGAAUGCACACUGGAGAGAAACCCUUUGAAUGUCUGGAAUGUGGGAAAGCCUUCAGUUGUCCCUCAUCCUUUCGAAGACAUGUAAGAAGCCACACUGGAGAGAAACCCUAUGAAUGUAAGGAAUGUGGGAAAGCUUUUGUGUGUCCUGCCUACUUUCGAAGACAUGUGAAAACUCACACUAGAGAAAGUGUAUAAAUAUAAAAAAUGUGGGGAUGUCUGCAAGGUGUUUUCAAAUCAUAGAUGGAACAUUGUGGAAAUGCUCCGUGAAUGUAAGAAAGCAAGAAAUUGUUGCUUAUCUGUUUGAAGUCUUGAGAACUCACAGCUGAGAGAGACCUGUUUAUGUAUACCUGGUGGUAACGCCUUCGUGAACAUUGCUUCCUGUGUGGAAGAAAAUUCAUACAAGAAGCACAAAUCAGCACCUCACCUGUAAAGUGGACUGCUGGCUCAUUGAUUUUUCAGUUUCUGUUUUCUGAUAUGAAUUCAUAGUUACGGUGAUAAAUUUCCCUCUAAUACCUUUUCAGCUCUAACCACUUUUUAUUUAUCUAUUUAUUUAUGUAUUUAUUUUCUAACCACGAUUUAUUAUAGGUACUUUCAUUUUGCCUGAGAUGUAAAUGUUUUUACAUUAUAAAACCUUUUGGACCCAUAGGGGAUUCAAGGUGUUUUUCAUAAGCAGGCAAGAGUGAUCUUCUUUUUUUGGUUUGUUCAGUUAGUUUCUAAUUAAUGCUCAUCAUUCUCCAGGUAUGUAGUCAUUAUGGUAUCAAUACUUUGGUAUUUGUAAUUUCUUUUGUAAUUUUUUCCUUGUGAUUGGUAGUUUCAUUUUGAUCUAGUAUGGAACGUACUGGAAAUUGCCUACCCAUUUUUUUCCUUUUUAUUUACUAAGAGAACCUAAAGUUUUUGAGGCUAUCACUUUUUACUAUUAAAAGCUUUUCCUGUCUAAUAAGUAAUUUUAACAGAAAUUAAUAAGUGCAAAAGUCUCCAAAAAAAGAGUCACAUCUGAUACGUUGUUUUAGUAUUUUGUUGUUGGUCCUUGCUCAUGGCUGGGAACUGGACCCAAUGUUUUGAAUUUAAAAAGGUUGGGGGGAAAGGGGGAUCUUGCAAUAAGAAAGCUGGAAGUAGGGCAGCCCUGGUGGCUCAGUGGUUUAGCGCCGCCUUCAGUCCAGGGCGUGAUCCUGGAGACCCGGGAUCAAGUCCCACAUCAGGCUCCCUGCAUGGAACCUGCUCCUCCCUCUGCCUGCAUCUCUGCCUCUCUCUCUCUCUCUCUCUCAUGAAUAAAUAAAUAAAAUCUUAAAAAAAAAAAAAAAGAAAGCUGGAAGUAAAGGUAGUUGAGCUGGUAUGCAUGUGUUAAUUUGGACAUAUUUUGGACUGUGUUUCUCAGAAUCAUUUCCUUAUAUCCAGUUCCAGGUUAGAAUUGUCUAGAAGAGCCUUUGCAUGAGAAUUGGAAGGCAGAUGGAAGAGCUAUUACUUUUUGUUUAGUGGGGCCAUAAUAUGGAGAAAGAGGCAUAGGGGUGCAUGGUGGGCUUCAGUUUCCUGCUCAUUUUCCUGAUGUUAGGACCUACUAAUCAAUACUAGCUUGAAACAGAGCAGUAAAUGCUUUUACAUGAGUGAAAGCUUUUGUGUGUCCUGCCUACUUUCGAAGACAAGCUUUUGUGUGUCCUGCCUACUAACCUCAGAGCCAGCAGCUCCCUAGACCUCUCCAUCAAUUCCUCCAUCAUGGUCCUACACAGUUUCUUAGGUUUUCUGGCAAGUUCUUGGGGAAUCCCUGGGUGGCUCAAUGGUUUGGCGCCUGCCUUCAGCCCAGGGCAUGAUCCUGGAGCCCUGGGAUCAAGUCCCACAUCAGGUUCCCUGCAUGGAGCCUGCUUCUCUCUCUGCCUAUGUCUCUGCCCCCCCCCCUCUCUCUCUGGGUGUCUCUCAUGAAUAAAUUAAUAAAUAAUCUUUAAAAAAAAAGAUUUUCUGGCAGGGUCCAGCAUUGUCAUUUUGCUGAUAUUAUAGUCCCUGGCACAUCAACUGACUGUAUAGAGGUGGCCCAAGUUUGGAGUAGGAUUGUUAUCUGCAUAGUACAAUCCCAUCACACCACUUUGCUCAAGGAGACAUCUAUGCAAGUCCAUUGGGAUCUCCAGCAAGAAGGGUUGUGGACAGUAAAGAAAAUUAGGUAUAAGGGAGGUAAACAUCAGACAGGGUGUCCUAUUUUAGUGGAGGAAGAUUUAUAUUUGAUACCUUCAAACAGAUUUUUCUGCUUUUUUUAUUUGGGAAAGAUGAAAGUUACUUGGUUUGUGCUUCUUCAGAUAGAUCUAGCUGCACUUUUCCCUUCUGUUAUGUUUCCCCAUCAUUUCUGAAAGUAGACCUAUGCCGCUUUCACUAAUGUGCACUAAUGUACACUAAUGUGCACGAAGUGUGCUGAUCUUAGGCAUAUAGCUUGAUGAAAUUUCACUUACAUACAUACACACUCUGUUAAACAACAUUUCUAGGAUUCCAGGAAGUUUAUUUAUAUUUUCUCAAUAGUGCUCCACUGAGGAAACCACAAUCUUGACUUUUAUUCAGUUCAUUAGGUUUGCUUCUUGAUCCUCUUGAUCUUUAUCUAAGUGCUCAAGUACAAUAUGUACAAUUAUGUGCUUGGCUUCUUUUCUCAGCAUGAUGUCUAGCUUGCCUUUUAAUUGCUCUUUUCUGCUGACUUACACUUAUUUCUCUUGGUAUAUGUUUUGUAUUUAGGAAUGAGAUCACUGACUCAUAGGGUAGACUUUAGCUUUAGUUUUGAGUAUUCCAGUUUUUCAAAAAGAUGGACUAAAAGCUCAUCCUAAAAGCAAUGCAUGAAAAUUCUAAUUGUUCCACAUAGCUGACCAGCCCUUUCUAAUCUUAGCCCUACAGUAGAGGACAUGGUACUAUCCUGCUUUGGUUUUACUUUUCAGUUUCCUGAUAUGUAAUGAUGGUAAAUAUUUUUUUUUUAUGUGCUUAUUGGCUAUUUGGAUAUCUUUUAUGAGGGCACCCAUUUUUGGUUCCUUUUUUAUUUGAAGGGUUUCCUUCUAGUUACUUGUCCUUAAUUGUAUGUAUGUGUAUCUCUAUGUCUAGUUAUGUACACAUACAUAUAUAAAACCAUGUGUUAUAUAUCAUAUAUAUAUAUAUAUAUAGCUUGUGUAUAUUAUAUAUACAUACAUUGCAGAUACCUUUAACCUUUCACUGGCUUGUCUUUUUACUCUUCUCAUUUUUUGUAAGCUAUAAAGGGAAUUUAUUGGUUUGAUUAUUGAGAAGUCCUUGGGCAUAACUAGCUUCAGAGAUGGCUGGGAUCCUGAGGCUAAAAAGCUAUUAUCUGGGUGAGUUCUGUGUCUGUGUCUUGGCUGUGCAUCGCCUUGUAUUAGCAAUUAUUCCUGGCAGGCUGUUUCUCUCUACUGUGGGUCCCAGAAGAUCCAGGCUGCUUUCUUUUUAGAUUGAAGUCUCAGAGAGAAAAGAGCGGUGGUCUUUUGGAGCAACUCCAAUAUGAUCAUUAUAAUAGAAUCUGAUUGUCUUACUUGACAAUAGUUAGCCAAUCACUGUGGCCAGAGGAAUGUAAUGCUCUGAAUUGUUUAGGACUGGCUCCUGUGCUCAUCCAGAAACCAAAGUAGAGUUUGCACCAACUGAACCAGAGUCCUGACCAUUGUGAUGUGUACAGAGAGGGAAGGUGGCAGCUGUGGGCAAGUGGAUAUAAUGGGAAUAGAGGAAAUAUUGUCAGCUAGCAUGUUGUGCUUACUAGGGUCUUAGCAAUAGGAGGAAACUGAAGUCUGCUAACACAGCAGGGGCUAAGUAGUUCUAGAAAUCCCUUCAGAAAGGUUAAGUGCCGUCUGUUAACAUAUCUUUUUUUAGAUUGCUAGAGAUGGCUUCUCAACUUUUAUGCUGUUUUGCAGUACAUUUGGAAAUCUGGUAGACUUAGAACUUUUUUAUUCUUUAAAAUUGUCUUGCCUUCUCUACUCCUCAUUUGUUUCUAUAUUAUUUUUAGAAUUUCCUUACUGAUUUUCAUAAGUAUGCUGAGAGUAUGCUUGGAAUGGCAUUGACUUGAUGUGGUAAACUGAAUGAAAUUGGCAUCUUUAUAAUAUUGAAUUAAACAUAAUCAUCCAUUUA